UGGCCUUGCAUGGUGUGAUUGGCUGCGGUUACCUCGUGCUUGGGGCCUGUCAGGCACGAGGCGCCAAGACCAGCACGGUUUUUAUCAUCACGAUCCUCAACCAUCUCUCCUCCGUUGUAGCGUACGAUGUACAUAUUCCUGCUUCCCAGUCUGUGAGCUUGCAGUCACUCUUGUAAAUAUUCUGUUACGAAGGCGUAGUAUGGAAUCAACUUUUGAAGUAUAGGCCAAUGCUGAGCGUAGUAGACCGCGUCAUAUCCUUCAGGAAUAUAUUUUCGGCGCUGCCUGCUCCAUUGUGGUGCGUCACUACAGUAUUGCCAUGCGCCUGCAGAAUCAUCAAUGUUCCGUGUACCUGAAUCGGCUCCAGAUAUGACACCUAUCGUAUGAUGCUAUCUACUUGCCUCCAGAGAGUUCCGAAGCGAAAUAACACUUCCCACUGUUCCACUCACAAGUGUCAGACUUUUCGCGAUCGGCCCCAGGGACUGCUGCAAGCGCAGAGCUGGACCUUGGAAUGGCCCGGAAAAGGUACCCGGUGAUUGGUGGCAAUUCCAGCCGAGAAGCACGUGACCUUUAAUGACGAAGCCCCAAGGUGAUUUGCCCCGCGACUUUGCGAUCAUCGACGUCUCUUGUCGCCUCCAGGUUGUUCCUUGGAAUGCUUCGGGUUUUUCAUCCUCCGCUUCGCCUACAAUAACAGUCAGCUCUGUGGCUUGUUCGACUCUGGGUCAGCCACGUGCCCCGCAUGGCUUGAGACCGCCUGGUGAAGUCGCCCGCACUUCGCCUUGGUUUUGACCCUUUUCGUUCGCUUCACUCCUCCAGAUUCGCUAGCCCUCAAGUGCAUUCCAGAUCGAAUCUAAGACGCCCUGAGCUCAAGCCAAUGCACUCGAUAAUCUGACCUUGUUUACUCCCCGACAUCCCGCUCCAUUUCUCCGAGCAUGUCGUCCAAUCACCCCCCUUCCUUCCCACCAGCCGAUCGUCCCUCCGAUCCGCGAACCUCGGCGUCCGAUCAAGAGAAUGCCUCCUUCCCCGCGCAGCAGUCAACAGCGUCCGAUCGAGUCUACCCCGUGCGAUCCCUAGUAUCCCUCGAUCCCUCUCCUGCGACAGAUACUCCUUCACAAAUUCUUCGGAGUCCCCUUUCUCCGACCGGAGGGGCUCGUCUCUAUUCGAUUGUCGAUGGCGAUCCUUGGGGGCGUUUGCGGUCGUCGUCGGACGCCAGGACACACUCCGUCGACUCGAGCGGCGAAACGAGAUACACACCAGAAAGCUCUGAGCGAUCCUCUCAGCGACCAUCGGAAACAUCAACUAGACCGCGGUCAAAUACAUUGGGAUUGACAAGGGGCGAUGAGAAGCCGGUUUUUACCCCCAGCUCUCAGGGAGAUACCGAUGCCGACAGCGAAGGGCUCGUGACGUCCCGUUUUCGACAUGUCGUUACCGACGAUGGCCACGCCGUGAUUACCGGGAGAACGGUCGAUUCCUUCAAGGCAUGCGAAGACGAGCCGAUCCACAUUCCCGGUGCCGUUCAGAGCUUCGGAGCUCUGAUAGCUCUACGCGAAGAAGAGGAUGAAAAGAUGAUUGUCCGCAUCGCUAGCGAAAACUCGGAAUCCAUACUGGGCUACUCGCCGAACGCCCUGUUCUCUCUCUCUUCAUUUUGUGAGAUCAUGUCAGAUGAUCAGGCGGACAAUUUUCUGGAUCACGUCGACUUUGUGCGGGACGACGCAUACGACCCCAUCGUGGAUGGCCCCGAGGUUUUCAUGGUGACUGUGAAUAAACCAGAUGGCGGUACCGUGCGGGUGUGGUGCGCGAUGCACAUUGGGCCUGCCACUAACGGUUUGGUUAUUGCCGAGUUUGAGCUGGAAGAUGACCUGACCAACCCGCUCGCUGCAUCCGGACUUGUCACCCCCGAUGUUCCGACCAACACCCUGGAGCAAACCCCGACGCCGGAACAGCUGGCGGCCAGCACAUUGUCCAUCAAUCAGCCGUUGCGUGUACUCCGCCGCGCUCGCCGACGCAAGGGAGAAGCUGCUGCUAUGGAGAUAUUCAGCAUCGUGAGCCAGAUUCAGGAACAAAUGGCUCGUGCGGAUUCGAUGGAGACUUUGCUGAAUGCCACCGCUGGUAUUGUCAAAGAGCUCACAGGUUUCCACCGUAUCCUUGUCUAUCAGUUUGAUUCGGAGUUCAACGGGAAAGUUGUUGCGGAACUGGUUGACCCGCUUAUGAGCAUUGAUUUGUUCAAAGGCUUACACUUUCCGGCCGCGGAUAUCCCCAAGCAAGCCCGGGAUCUGUACCGGAUCAAUAAAGUCCGUCUACUCUACGAUCGAGACCAGGUCACUGCGCGCCUGGUGUGCCGGACGCUGGAGGAUUUGGAGACCCCGCUUGACAUGACGCAUGGUUACCUUCGUGCAAUGUCGCCGAUCCACAUCAAAUAUUUAGCAAACAUGCAGGUUCGCUCGUCCAUGUCUAUCAGCAUCAACACAGCAAAUGAUCUCUGGGGCCUUAUAUCCUGCCACUCGUAUGGGAGUAAAGGGAUGAGGGUCUCGUUCCCCGUUCGAAAAAUGUGUCGAUUGAUCGGAGAUUCCGUGUCACGAAACAUUGAGCGCCUAUCCUACGCCUCACGAUUACACGCUCGCAAACUCAUCAACACGGUCCCGACCGAUGCCAACCCAUCUGGAUACAUUGUUGCCUCUUCCGACGACCUUCUUCGACUCGUUGAUGCCGACUAUGGUGCACUUUGCAUUCGGGGAGAAACCAAGAUCUUGGCCAAGUCUCCGCAAACACAGGAGAUGCUGGCCUUGCUGGAAUAUCUCAAACAACGCAAGUUAAACUCUGUUUUGACUUCCAACCACAUUGUCAAGGAUUUCAGAGAUCUUCAGUAUCCUCCGGGCUUCAAAGAUAUAUCCGGCCUGCUCUAUGUACCUCUGUCGACCGACGGUCAAGACUUUAUCGUUUUCUUCCGCCGUGGGCAGAUGACCGAGGUGAAAUGGGGCGGCAACCCGAACUUGGCAAAGUUCACGGCAGGUCACUUGGAGCCGCGCAAAAGCUUUCAGACUUGGAGUGAGCUAGUAUUGGACCGCUGCCGUGAGUGGACGGAGUCCGAGGUCGAUACUGCUGCUGUGCUGUGUCUGGUAUACGGAAAGUUCAUCAAAGUGUGGCGACAGCAGGAAGCUGCUUUGGAGAGUUCCAGUUUGACCAAGCUACUAUUGGCAAACUCAGCCCACGAAGUGCGCACACCCUUGAAUGCGAUCGUCAACUACCUCGAGAUUGCUCUUGAGGGAGCACUCGAUGGCGAGACGCGAGACCAUUUGAGCAAGUCUUACUCGGCCUCGAAGUCUUUGAUCUACGUCAUCAAUGAUCUUUUAGACUUGACCAAUGUGGAGAAGGGACAGAGCCUCAUCAAGGAUGAACCUUUUGAUUUGCAGACGACAUUUAACGAAGCGACAAGCAUGUUUGAAAGUGAGGCCAAGCGCAAAGGGCUUAAUUUCACAGUGCUAUCCCAUCCAGGAAUCCCCGACACUGUGAUCGGAGACCAGCGGCGAGUGCGGCAGUCGAUCAGUAACCUCAUCUCGAACGCGAUGCAAUAUACGUCCGCCGGCGGAGUCACAAUCGAGAUGUGGCGUGCUCCCGAAGAACGCGAACCGGGCAAGGCAACAGUUAACAUUGCCGUUUUGGACACAGGGCAGGGCAUCUCUCCUGCUACAUUGGACCAGCUCUUUCACGAACUGGAGCAGGUCUCGGGAGAAGAUGAGUCCAAUUACUAUGCUGGAAGUGGAUCAAACUCGCCGCGACGAGGCGCCCCCGCCACUCCCGAGAAGAAUGUUCUUGGACUCGGAUUAGCACUGGUCGCUCGUAUCGUGCGCAACAUGCACGGACAGCUGACUGUGCGGUCGGACGAGGGAAAGGGGAGCCGCUUUCAGAUUUCACUUCAAUUCCCGGUACCAGGGGGGACCGAGACGGAAAAUCGGACCAUGGCACACCUUCCGAUCCGCACAAAAGAGUCGGUGACUGAUUUCCAUUCAAAGGAGGACGUGAUCCUCGUUGACAAUACAUCUACGACGUCAGGCCGGAGCAGUCGGGCGAGUCCUGUUCCCCAACCGGAUGGUGCUGCAGCGACCCAGGAAAUACCUAGAUCAUUCCCGGGUAAUGCGGGAGAGGAUGGCGCAAAUGAUGCUGAGGCCUCGGCCCCACGGGAGCGCGACGAAAUCGAAUCUGCCGAGACCACCCCCACUCAGCAGCCGCUACCGCAACCGGACGCGCAGCUGAGUUCCGAGCCACCAUCCCGGACUGCACCUGCGCCUACAAAUAAGGCGGAAGGGGAGAAGUUGCGCGUUCUCGUGGCAGAAGACGAUCCUAUCAAUGCAAAGAUAAUCCAAAAGCGACUCGGAAAGCUUGGAUACAGUGUCCAUUGGACUGUCAACGGGGAGGAGUGCGCAACUGCGUAUGCUGAGAAUCCGACCGCGUGGGAUGUCGUAUUGAUGGAUAUUCAGAUGCCCAUCCUCGACGGUAUGGAUUCGACCCGACGGAUACGCCAGCAUGAAGAGCAAUCCGAGAGCGGAGGCGGUACGAGCCUGCACGUACCUAUUUUUGCGGUCUCGGCCUCCCUAUUGGAAAAGGACGCCCAGAUGUACAUGGACACGGGCUUCGAUGGGUGGAUUAUGAAGCCUGUCAAUUUCGAUCGAUUAAACACCCUGUUCUCCGGCAUUCGGGAGGAGCCUAUACGCAAUGGCGCUGUCUACGAACCGGGCCAGUGGGAAAAAGGAGGAUGGUUCACGCCGUACACGGAGUCGUGAGCGCCCCUGUCGUUUAGCCUUUGCUUUGUUUUCUUCUCAGCGAUCGCAGUCUUGGCAUGUCUUUUUCGGAAGCAAGCGGGCGAAGACGGUCCUCAGAUUUGGUGCCUGGCGCAUCUUGUUUACAGUUCUGUUUAAUCUUGAUACCACUCUGUACAUACAUUGGGAGAUAUCAUUCACAUGGGGUCAGCGAGCAGCGAGCAGGGGGGCAUCAUCUAUGCAUGAACAUCAUAUGAGCCAUGACUACGAAUAUAAAAUCACAUCACAUCACAUCACAUCAGCGAGCCCACCCAGUUUAGAUCCCAGAUACUCCCUGCAUUGCCUAGGUCAAGUGGGAAUUGGCCCAUGUCGAAAUUGCUCAUAUUCCACGAGUCCAACAGACUCAUAUCUCCCAUCUCCGCUGAAUUCUCCCCGCGCUCUACAUCAGAGGGCUGCCGAGUCCUUCCGCGCAUAGCCGCAUCCGACAACGUCCCCAGAAUCCCUCUAUACCGGCGCGCCUGCGGACUGCUCAGCGCGAAAUGCUCGAGGAUCUCCCGCGCCUGCGCGAUGGCGUGUUCAUUCGAGUCUGACGCGCCGAGCUGCCCAAAGUACGCGGAGCAGAUGGUCAGUGAGGAGACAAAGGUCCAUGCCCUACUUGUGUUAACGAUAUCCAGAUAGAGGGCCUCUUACCAUGGAGAAGGGAGGUACGUACACGGUCAGCGGCAUGUUACUGUAUAAUGCUCCUGCAUUAAGGAGAGCAUGUAAGAUACGGAUCGUUUCGAUUGCAGCGUGUAUACACGACAGCGCAUUCGUCGCGAGUUCAUCGUAGACUGCGUCGCUCUGAGAAUCGGACGGUACGCCUAUAGCCGUAGAAGGAGCCGACUGCGAGCCAAGCCGCGCACGCAGACUCGCAACGACAAACGGCCGGGUCAGGAGCAUCAUUGCGAAGUGGUAGCUGCAGAGCACAUUUGCGUUCCGUAGCAAGACUGGAUGUUCCUGCGGGGGGACCGUGCCCUGGACGUGUGCCGUGGGGAUAGGGAUAGCGAGGACUUGCGGGAUGCUCUUGAUCGCCUCGCGGAGUUCCUGCGCUAGAUCCUUCAGUAUACCCAUGGAGACGGUGCGCUUGGUGUAGAUUUCGUUGACGGUGCGCUCCAUGAACGAGAAGGCGUGGGCGGAGUACAGCAUGGGUGUUUCCUGCGUGGCCAGCACGCUGGGGUCGGGGGCUGAGGGCGGCUGAGUAGACGACACGGUGCAGUCGGUCGUGAUGGUCGCAGACGUCCGGCCCAUCAUCGCGCAGAAGAAGAGGUCGUGGUAGCGGAGGGUCGCCCAGAUGCGUUCUCUGCCGAUAUCAGCUCUGAGCGAUACAAAUAUAGCGGAGAGAGAGAGACAAACCUCAACCUCGCCUCCCCCACCGGAAAACUCCUAUUCGUCUCAACGCGAUGCAACCCCAACGCCUUUGCCGCGCUAAUCGCAAUCCCCAGAUUCAGAAACGCCCCGUUCCGUCUCGAGCCAGCGAGCAUAUACAGACUGAUCAGGAUAAACGCCUGCACCGUCUCGAGACUGGGGUCAUCGGUGAGAUGGAGGAGGGCGAUGUGGCGUCCGUGAUGGUAGAAGGAGUGUGCGCGGCGCUUCUCCAUGCUAUUUGUAUUCGAGGCGCGUGCUUGGGAUGCGUAGGCGAGGAUUAGGUAGAGGACUGCUUCGCUGCCGCGGUGGGUGGAGAGCGUGCCGUGGAUCCAGUGAUACAGGAGGAUUUCGGUGGCUGCGGGGUCGAUUAUGUCGAGGAGGCCGGAUGUCUAGGAUUAAUUAGUGGGAUGCGCGUGGCCAGAGUCGGAA
This is a messenger RNA of Aspergillus calidoustus, 6584 nucleotides long. The record is from the annotation of a GenBank genome assembly. NCBI's taxonomy places the organism in Eukaryota, Fungi, Ascomycota, Eurotiomycetes, Eurotiales, Aspergillaceae.